UGAAAACUAAUUGUGAAAUUGAGAUUAAUUGUGAAUGAAGAUAACAUAAUAAAUAUGAAAGGUGUUUACGCCUUACUUCUGCUGAUAUUCCCUGGCAUUUGCUUGGCAGUAGAGGAUGAUAGAAGAAUAGAUUGUUUGCCGGGUAAAGAUGAAGCGUCCUGUAGUUCUAUGGGAUGUAUUUGGGAGCAGACCCAGUCAGAAGCUCCAAACUGCUAUCUCCCUCAGACCUACGGUUAUAGGGCAAGAGGAGAACUUUAUGAGAUUGAAGGAGGACUAGCAAUAGACCUAGUCCGUGAAACUGAGAUUUCAAUGUUUGGAAGUGAUUAUCAAGAAAUUACUGUUGCUUUUGAACAUCAAACUAAAGAUCGUCUAAGGGUAAAGAUCUACUCAAAAGAUGAGCAGCGAUUUGAAGUUCCUCUCAAAAUUGAAGGUGCUGAAUUCAGUGAAGAGAAUGAAUACAGUUAUGAGAUCAUCAAUGAACCAGUCUUCAGUAUCAAGAUUUUCAGAAAAUCAUCUGGCACUGUUAUCUUUGACAGCUCUCUUGGAGGACUUACAUUUUCAGAUCAGUUUUUGCAGAUAAGCACAAUACUGCCAUCUUCCAACUUUUACGGUCUUGGAGAGCAGGAGCAACCAAGCUUUAAGCAUGACAUGAACUGGAAAACUUGGGGCAUGUUUGCAAGAGAUCAUCCUCCAGAUGGUGAUAUUAACCUGUAUGGCGUACAUCCAAGAUAUACUGUUCUUGAGGAAGAUGGAAAUGCACAUGGAGUACUUUUUCUAAAUAGCAAUGCACAGGAAGUGCUCUUGAUGCCAACUCCAGGUUUAGUUUACAGAACAAUUGGUGGCAUUCUUGACAUUUACUUUUUCUUGGGGCCAUCCCCAGAAGAAGUUGUCUCCCAGUACACAGAGGCAGUUGGAAGAUACUAUGUUCCACCGUACUGGUCUCUUGGAUUCCAACUUUGCAGAUGGGGCUACAAUACAUUGGACAAUAUGAAAGCAGCAUGGCAGAGAACUAGAGAUGCAGGAAUUCCUUUUGAUGUUCAGUGGGGAGAUAUUGACUACAUGGAUAGAUCCCUGGAUUUUACUAUAAACCCAACAGACUUUAAAGAAUUACCAGCAUUUGUUGAUUCCCUACAUGAUAUUGGCAUGAAAUUUAUCCCCAUAUUAGAUCCUUGUAUCUCCAUGGGUGAGCCAGUUGGAAGUUACCCUCCCUUUGAAGAAGGAAAUGCCUUAAAGAUAUGGGUUUCCAACUCAUCUGGAGAUCCUCUUGUUGGUAAGGUUUGGCCAGCUGACAAUUGUCAUUUUCCAGACUUUUCAAAUCCUACUACACAGGAGUGGUGGAUCAGUCAACUGGCAGUGUUUCAUGAGCUCGUGUCCUAUGAUGGUAUUUGGAUUGAUAUGAACGAGCCUGCUAACUUUGUAGCUGGAAGUGUUGAUGGCUGUGAAGAUAACAAGUGGAAUUCCCCUCCUUACAAGCCAAAAUCAGUUGGAGACACUUUACCUGACAAAACUAUCUGUUUAGAUGCUGAGCAAAAUUUUGGUCGGCAUUAUGAUACACACAGCCUGUAUGGUUGGUCUCAAUCUGAACCUACACUAAGAGGUGUUGAGGAAGCAACGGGAAAAAGAGGAUUAGUACUGAGUCGCUCCACAUUUGUUGGUUCAGGAAAAUAUGCUGCACAUUGGUUGGGAGAUAACUGGUCUGAAUGGGACAACUUACAUUUCUCUAUUAUUGGUAUCUUGCAAUUCAGUCAAUUUGGAUAUCCUCUGGUUGGUGCAGAUAUCUGUGGCUUCAUUGGCAAUAGUACUGAAGAAUUGUGUGCUAGAUGGCAUCAGCUUGGGGCUUUUUACCCAUUUUCUAGGAAUCACAAUGUUUGGGAUGGUGUUGAUCAGGAUCCUGGAGUCUGGGAGGGUGGUCUAGUUGCAAGAGUUGCAAAAGAUGCUUUCAAACUUAAAUAUGAAAUUCUUCCAUAUUUGUAUUCCUUAUUCUACUACCACACCUUAACGGGAGCAACUGUGACCAGGCCUGUUUGGCAUGAGUUUCCAAUGGAUAAGAAAACUUGGAACAUUGAUACACAAUUUAUGCUUGGACCUGGAAUCAUGGUUUCACCAAUCCUUGAACAAGGGAAAAUAACAAGACAGGUUUAUCUCCCGAAAGAUUCAAUUUGGUAUUCCUUACCUCUGGAUGGGAGCAUACAUUCUGGUGACAUUGAAGUAGAGUCAGAUCUAAACAACUCUGCUCACACAACUCCUAUUCAUUUUCGCGGAGGUUUCAUUAUUCCAACACAGGAAGGAGAUUUCAUGAACACUGUUGAGCAAAGAAAAUCAAAUGCAUUUUCAUUGAAAGCCUUUUUAAACAGUGAGGGAAUGGCUUUUGGUUUCCUUUUUUUGGAUGAUGGGGAAUCAUUAAACAGUCAAAAUGUUCACACAAGAGUCAUAUUUUCUAUUGAGAAAGGGUCUAUGGAAAGCAGAGCUGAAGUAAAUGAUUAUACUGAAGCAAAUAACAUGUUCUAUGAAAAAAUUACUAUUUAUGGGGUUAAAGAGAUUGUAACUCAGGUGACGUUGAACAAUGAGUUUAUUGAAGCUGAUGGUUUCAACUAUGACAAAGACUCCGUGAGCUUGACUAUCUACCUGGGACAAGAAUGUCCUGUUCCAGACCUAUUCGUUUUACAUUGGUUUUAAUAUAUGAAAUAAAAUCUUCUUUUGCAACUUAA
Molecule: messenger RNA, 2708 nt
Organism: Eurytemora carolleeae
Lineage: Eukaryota; Metazoa; Arthropoda; Copepoda; Calanoida; Temoridae
Product: sucrase-isomaltase, intestinal
Exons: 26
Coding region: 55-2676 (873 amino acids)
Biological process (GO): carbohydrate metabolic process
Molecular function (GO): alpha-1,4-glucosidase activity; carbohydrate binding
Source: RefSeq, a predicted model, not a curated record